Messenger RNA from Loa loa (African eye worm), 3498 nucleotides. RefSeq lists its product as hypothetical. The transcript has 24 exons. The record is from RefSeq and is a predicted model, not a curated record. The coding region runs from base 1 to 3498 and encodes 1165 amino acids. Lineage: Eukaryota; Metazoa; Nematoda; Chromadorea; Rhabditida; Onchocercidae.
AUGCGUUCCGGUGGAAAAUUCUUGGUAGCUGCACCACCAGAUGGUCGGGCGCUUUGGUUAAGACAUGAUGGCUCAUCAAUAAAUUUAAUGGCAAGCACAUAUUUUAUUCCGGCUGGAUUGGUAUUGCCAGCAGAUGAUUGCUUCGAAGUUCGAAUCCUACGAGUGGAUAAAGCAACGAAAUGCUUGUAUGUAAGACCGUUAUUCAGCGAUAAUCAAUAUGAUGAGCUCAAUGUAAAUCUUUCUGUUGCGGUAACAAACGACACAAACUACCCUGUGGUAACGCAACCGCUUAGCAUGAGCACUGUAUACAUGGUACGGACAGAGAAAGGAUAUGUACGAGCAGUAUUGCUGAAGAGGGAAAAGACAAUGACUUAUUCGGUGAUUGGAGCUGAUGAUAAUGAUAGCGCGGAGAAGUGCUGUCAGAUCUGUCAGAUGUAUGGCAUUGAUCUUGGUGAAGUGUAUGAUAUAUGCGCAAAUGAUGUAUGCGAAUUAUUACCAUCUUUGCGUAACGUACCACCUCUUUGCCUAUGUAUUAUCUUGGAAUCUUGUAGUAAUACGAGCAAAUGCGAAGAAUUUGAGCUCUUGGAAGAAGGAGCUAUUUGCAUAAUUAGAAUUUGCAAUGAAUUUCCCUCAAAUUAUCCUCAACGAGCAAAAGAAAUGUAUCCACCAGCAAUUAUGUCACAAUUAUACAAGGAGAUUGAGAAUGCAAAGUAUAUUGAAAUCACAUGUAACAUGAAGACAAGUGAAAAGAUCCCAGAAUCUCCUCUAACUUCUGUUACCGAUGGGGUUCGAUUUUCGGAAAGUAUCGAAUCUAAUGUUACACAUGCAUCGAUGGUCACUGAGUCAGUUAAUAACAAGAAGGCUUUCUUGCAAACAUGUACCAUUAAUAUUAACGGUGGUAAUAGUAGUGGUAUGCCUCGUCGUCGGUGCCGAGCAUUAGUGGUGAAAAGUGCAUCAGUACCAGCGAUAACUAGAGAUCCAGCUUUACCAUUUAUGUUUCAAAAGUUCAAUGUUGCAUUACCAGCUCGUCUAACAGCACGAGUAACUGAGCGUACCGACUACGACACCUACUUGAUGAGAAAUCCCGAAGUAAUCGAUGAUCUGACAAAACGUAUGGUAACGGCGAAAACACCUCUAAUAUCUCGAUUGUGCUUAGAUCGUGGUAUUUGUUGUAUAGCUCGGUUGAUCCGUCCAGCACGGUCAAGCAGCUCAUCAUUUGAGCCGCAGAUAUACAGAGCAAUAGCGAGCCAUUACCGGCCAGAUGACAACACCUGUGAAGUGUUACUUGUUGAUUUCGGACAGACGAUUGUAUGCAGUGUUUCAAACUUAUUUGAACUCAAGGAUCAGCCUGUUGAAGUUCUUGAGAAGCCGACAGCAUCCUUCCGAUGUCGAGUGAAGAGGUUUUCACCAUCCAAAAAGAAUGGUAAUAAAGGAGUAAGGUUACUUGAUGAAAAUGAUUACAAUGUUUGUUUGACAUUAAAAUGUGCCCGUGAUUUGUAUUGGGCAAAAGUGACCUUAUCAGAUACGGAUUUUGUACUUUAUUACAAGAAGCCACGUGUACGCAAGGAGGUGGAUGAGAAAAAAAACGUGAAGGAAGAGACCAAUAUCGAUACAGCAUCACAAGUUUUCACUGAAAUUUUUUCUGAUAUCAAAAAUACACCACGGUCGAAUAUCGUGAAAAAGCUUGAACAAAGGAAAGCGGAAUUACGUGAGGAAGAAGAACGGUUACAUGAGCAGGAAGAAUUGCUGAGAAAGGAGGAAGAAAAUUUUACAAACGAAAGGAACAAGCGGGAACAAGAGUUACAACUGAUAGCACUACAAAUGCAACUGUGGGAUAUAUCAACAAAAUUGGACAUGGUUGCUUCCAAUAACUCAAAUUUUGUCAAAGCGAAUGCUUCUCCGCAACUGCAAGAAGAUGGUUAUUGUGAUAUUCCUAUGCAUACUACAAAUAGUCACGGUCAACCCGGAAACGGCUACGGUAACGGCAAUAAUGCAGCCAAUAUGCCACAACAGCAACAAAACAUCGCCGUAAACCAAUCAUGGGGGCAGCAGUGGCCAUCUUAUCCUCCGGCUCCACAGACAUCGAGCGUUGUAACAUCAAUAAAUCAAUGCAAUCAACCGUAUCCGUAUCAGCAAAUAAAUGGCAUGCACUCAUCGAUGCCCUAUAUGCAAGAUGCACCGGUAUCAUUUCCGAAUGCAACGAACGAUUAUCAUUAUGGGAUUCCGAAAUGUAACCGGAAUAUAAACAACCAUGUUUCUCCUCAAAAAUCACAUUUUCCCUCAAGAAAAUGGCGAAUGGCAUCACCCAAAACAACGCGAACAUUGUUACUCAAUGACACUUCUUCGGAAAGUGACAAUGGACAUUCAUCAAGGCGACCAUCAUCGCAUAAUAACAAACUUCAGUCGUUGUUUCGUCCCAAUUCAAAAAUUAAAAAACGUUCAACGCAGUCAAAGGCUGCUCUUUCGACAUCAAAAACAAAUUCCAUAAUUUCAAAUUCAAGUACAGAUUGCAAAUUUUCCGUAUCCGCAGAUUCUUUUUGGGAUAGCUGCCAUCGUAAAUUGGAGUAUGGUGAACCGCCACAUCGAACAAUCAGUGAUUAUUGUAACAUUGCUAAAAAACAAUCACUUGAUAUCAACGAUAAUUUUCCGAAACGUUCACUGAGUGCAAUUUCACAAUACACAAAAAAUUUGUCGAACUUUCCAAAUCAACCAUUUACGCAGCUAAAACUGGAACAAACACGGAAAACAUUUGGAAAUAUGAUGGCAUCCGAUUCAUCGCAUACAAGUUCGAUAAAAAAACCGAUUUAUACAUCCGACGAGUCAGCCGAUUAUAGUCAAUUAUGCAUUAGUACGAGCAACUAUGAAGAGCAGGACAUGCUUGUACUAUCAGAAUCGCAAAUCUCCAUGCAUCAUCAAGACGAUGAACCGCAAUCAUUCCCAACUUAUCAGUUAUAUCAUAAGCUUGUCAGUAUCGUUGAUGGAAGCGAACUGAUGGUACGAAGAAUUGGUAGUGAUGCUGAUUGGCCAAUAUUUUUUGUAACCCCGGCUACAGUAUCACAAGAUAUGUCUGCCGCAUGUUUUGAUUCGCUGUGUCCGACACAGAAACUGAAUGCCAAUGAAAUUGCAAUUGGUGCACUUUGUAUGGUACAAUGCAAUGAUUUUGAAAAAACGAAAGUUAGAGCAGUUAUUGAACGUUUCGGUGAAAACGUUGUACAUGUACGACACAUUGACGAUGGGCAUGUAGGAAUUAUCGGGCAAAAUGAUUUGUGGUCUAUAGAAAAUUUGCCUUCAAAUGUUCGUAUCCAACCUGCUCUAUCAGUACCAUGUAUUUUGGCUUCUUUGAAUGAAGCGCAAUUGGUUAAAACGAUUAAUUGCCAUAUGAAUGGAAUACCUUGUGUUGGACAACUGAUGCGUGUUCAAUUCAAGGAACAACGUAAGGAUGGUAUUUGGAUUGUUGAAUUAAUAAAUGGAAUGAAUAAUGAUGAGAGAGUUGAGUGA